Molecule: messenger RNA, 2445 nt
Organism: Plasmodium knowlesi strain H
Lineage: Eukaryota; Apicomplexa; Aconoidasida; Haemosporida; Plasmodiidae
Product: major facilitator superfamily-related transporter, putative
Exons: 4
Coding region: 1-2445 (814 amino acids)
Biological process (GO): transmembrane transport
Cellular component (GO): membrane
Molecular function (GO): transmembrane transporter activity
Source: RefSeq, a predicted model, not a curated record
AUGAAAGCGCCGGAAAAAGAUGAAGCAGUUGCCAACCAUCCCAAGAGCGCCAAGGGCGCAGAGAUCAUUGGAAAAAGAAUAGAAAACAUGAAGAUCAAUAAGCAGAAUGAAGAUAAAGAAGCAGUGAAGGAGUAUCUCUCCAGUAUUGAUAACGAAGUGCUAACAAAACUUAGCUGUUUCUCUGGCCUUGGAUACUAUUUAGCAAAACUGAAGCUUAAAGUUAACAAAUUCUAUUUUAUUUAUACCAUAUUAACAAUAAUUAACUUUGCUAUUUACGUAAACAGAGGAAUAAUUCCUGGAUCAUAUGAUUUUUUAUCUUCUUAUCUGAGGGAGAAAUAUGCAACAUCUAAUGUAGAUGUACACAUAGGGUUCUUAACAUCCGUUUUUGUUUUUGGAUUAAGUAUAAGCUCCAUCAUUAGUGGUUCGCUUGCUUCAACUUAUAGCGUAUUUAGGAUAACAGACAUUUUUCUUUUUCAAAAUUCCUUAGCCUUACUCAUGACUGGUUUUUCCUUCAUCAUUGGUUCGUACUACUCCCUAAUGUUUAGUAGAUUCUUUUGUGGGUUCAGUGAAGCAGCAUUCAUUACCAUUAUCCCUCCUCUGAUUUAUUCAUAUUCGAAAGAUCGGGCUGGAUCCUGGAUUAGUAUUUUCAUAACCAUGUUUCCUUUGGGGGGGUGUAUGGGUUACCUGCUUGCAGUUCUAUUACCCACAUUUAAAAUUAGUAUAGCACAGUACUUUACUGGUUCCGGGGUUAUCUUCAUGAUUUUCUUCUUUCUGUUUUACCUGUUUGAUGAGGAUUUAUUAAAAAAGUAUGAGGACGAGAAGAGCAGGAAGGAGCAGCAGUUGAGACAGAUGAAACAGGGCGAUGCCAUCAAGGAUGUAACGGAGGAAGAGAAGAACAAAGGGAAGCUAGCGAAGGGAGGUGUUUCAUCUGGUGGAGCAAAUUCCGGCACAACAAACAAGGGGGUCAGUCAGAAAGGUACAAGUGUCACUAAAUCCGAGGCGGCAAACUCAGCCACGAACUCCGCGACCACCUCGGCCACCAGUACCCCCGCGGGAGUAGUACCCAGAGAUAGAGCGAUCCCUAUAGAUGCGAGUAAGGACAGUUCGGGGACGAGCACCCCCAGUGGUACAUCUCAACUCGCGAAUAGUAGAAUGCAAAGCGGAAAAACGCAAAAUAGUGGUGGCCACAAUAACCACAAUUUGACGAAAAAGACAGAUAAAGGAAUCAUCUCCAAGCAAAAAUCACUCGACGAGGAAAUGCAUAUCAGAAAGAGCGGCACGAACAGCAGUUCCGUACUAUACGACGAAAUCAUGCACCAAACAAGUGAUGGAGUGAGCUUUAACAAAGCCAAAUCUUUCAGUUCUGCGAAGAAAAAUUACAGUGAUCUAAACAGUAAUGCCUAUAUGGGAGAAAUAGACUUAGAAGCGAACGAAGACCAGGAACAGGAAUAUAUAAACAACAACAGUUACAUUAAUAAUAACCUGGAUAAAAUGUAUCUUAGCAAAUCGUUUGGAAACGAGGGGGCAUAUAUGAAUACAACUCAGGAAUCUUAUGAUAGAACAAAGAAGGAAAACAAAUAUUUAGAAAUAGAGCUAGAUAACUGUAUCGAAUCUAUGGACGAUGAGAAAAACAAUGAACACCUAAAUUUAGGUCUCCUUGUAAAUACAACCUUAACAAACAUUAGUUUCCUAAUAUUAGUUAUUGCACUAACGGCACACACAGACAUGGUUCAAUCCUACUUGGUUUAUGGUGCACCUAUCCUCUAUGCGUUAAAGAUUUUCCCUUCGUACAAAGCGGCCACAGUGUUCUGCAGUUUAUGCGCUUGUCUAUCCUCCAUUAUUGGUAACUGCUUAGGAGGAUUCCUCAUGGAUUCAUACAAUCUUAAUAUACAGAAUGUCGACAAGAAUUAUGAACAUAUAAAUAGUAAUGAGAAGAAAAUUAAAAUUUACAGCAAAGAUGUGUUGGUGUACGAGUACCUGCGUAUUAUUGGUUUUCAGACUUUCAUCAUUUUAAUUAUUGCCAGUUCUUUGGUUAUGCUAAUUCCUUUUAUUACCAACAUAUAUAUGUUCACCUUCGUCAUGACCCUAGGGAUGACAUUUCUCUUCUCCGCCAUGCCUGGCCACAACAUUGGAGUGAUGGUGUGCGUGCCUCAGAACAUUCGCGCCUUCUCCAUAGGAAUGUCUUCCUUUAUUUCACAUCUGCUUGGCGACAUCCCUUGGACGAUUAUCAUCGGCAAGAUUAAGGGAACUCUGUCUCCUGAUUGCGUCGUUACGAGAAAUGGAGAACUGAGCGAGCGCUGCUUCCAACAAAGCAGAGGUCUGCGAGUAACUCUUUUCAUAAUUUGCUCCAAGUCGCUCAUCAUGGCGUUGGCUAGCUUCCUCCUGAAUGUAUAUGCAAAGAAGAAAAUUAUGAGAUACAAGAAUAAGCAAAACAAUAGGGCCUGA